AUGCAAUUUCUAACUGCUAAAACUAUACUUUAUGCAAGAGUGAUUUUCCUCUUGGCUAUUGCCUUUUAUCUCGUCAAGGAUCCAGAAUUCUUAUCAACAUCAGGAUUUGUGGUAUUAUUAGGACAAGCAAUGCAAGUUCCAAUUUUACAUCUUGAUAAAACUAGUCCUGUUUUAGGUAUUGCAUCAAUAGCAUUUGGGUCAUUAGCCGUAGGCGAUGUCAUUCCAUUACUUGCUGAAAAUACUGUUUAUUUUGAAUCAGUUGUUCCUAUCAGAGUAGCUGGUUAUUUUAUUUUAGCUGGUUAUGUCUAUAUUGUUCCAACUUCAAUUUUCAGUAAUAGUUUAGUUGUUACAUUUGCAUUUUUUGAAAUUUGGUUAAAUUUCUUAAUCUAUAACAAUUUAAGAGAUGAAAAGUACUAUAACAUGAAAUCAUUUGUUGAAGAAAACGCUGAAGCUAUUCAAAGAGCUCAAGGUGAACAAGUUAGAGUUGUUGAAUUGGAUGACUGA
Messenger RNA from Spathaspora passalidarum NRRL Y-27907, 504 nucleotides. RefSeq lists its product as uncharacterized. The record is from RefSeq and is a predicted model, not a curated record. The transcript has a single exon. NCBI's taxonomy places the organism in Eukaryota, Fungi, Ascomycota, Pichiomycetes, Serinales, Debaryomycetaceae. The coding region runs from base 1 to 504 and encodes 167 amino acids.